Molecule: messenger RNA, 228 nt
Organism: Batrachochytrium dendrobatidis JAM81
Lineage: Eukaryota; Fungi; Chytridiomycota; Chytridiomycetes; Rhizophydiales
Exons: 1
Coding region: 1-228 (75 amino acids)
Source: RefSeq, a predicted model, not a curated record
AUGCAUCCCACUACUCUCUUGGUUUUUGCUGUCGUCGCCACGGCUAGUGCCACGGUUAUUCCAGCUAUUCACAGAAAUGAUCUCCAAAAGCGAUCGCCAGGAUAUGGUAGAUCUAGAUUUAGACAUCACCAAUUUGGACAUCAACAGUUUGGGCAUCAUCAGCAGUUUGGACAUCAUCAAUUUGGACAUCAACAGUUUGGACAUCGUCAGUUUGGUCGCAGAUAUUAG